Aspergillus tanneri is the source of this 1401-nucleotide messenger RNA. Its product is annotated as ACT domain-containing protein. Gene Ontology annotation, cellular component: cytosol. The record is from RefSeq and is a predicted model, not a curated record. The coding region runs from base 1 to 1401 and encodes 466 amino acids. NCBI's taxonomy places the organism in Eukaryota, Fungi, Ascomycota, Eurotiomycetes, Eurotiales, Aspergillaceae. The transcript has 2 exons. Gene Ontology annotation, biological process: regulation of intracellular signal transduction; cellular response to L-arginine.
AUGGAACAGUCACUUACUCUCAUCUCGGCCCAGGUCCAGUUCAUGGAUGACCGAUUGGCCCUGGUCCACAUUCCCCUGGAUCUGUAUCCGUAUUUCCUGACCCCCAUCCUCCAGCUCCUCUUUCACGAUGUACCUCCCAUAGACGAGAGCUCCGAGGCGUAUGAUGGCGACCCCGCCUUCUUGAACUUCUCCAUCACGCCGGUGGAAUGCUCCAUCAUGUGUUCCCGACAUCUCGCCAACCAAUACUUUUCUCCGCUGGUCGAACGCUUCCUGCAAGCCAAUUCCGCCACGCAGAGCCGUCCAUCAAUCAGCCAGGACGACUUCAUUGCCAUGCAGGUGUACGGGGAAGGUCUCGAAGCGGGCCAGCGGGUCCUUGAGCUGACGAGUCCUUUGGCUAUGGCGGGGAUCUCGAUCUUCUUCAUCUCCACCUACUUUGCCGACUACAUCAUCGUUCCUCUCCGCAGCAAGGCGCAGGUCAUCCAGGCACUGGAGAGUCGGGGCUUCCGGUUCGAGAUGUCGACCGAGGCGUUUAUCAACAGCAACAACAACCAAUUCCCAUUCGCCAGCAGCCUCAGUCCGAGCUCCUCGCGUUCAUCCAGCAGCAUGAGCUCCCCGCCAGCGACCCCGCCCCCGUCGUCGCUCGAGGAGCUGCAGACCCGCACCUUCUCCUCGUUGCGACGAAAUCACAUCGUCCCCUGUGUGGACAAAUCGCUCCGUUUGGUCCAGUGUGCCGCCCACCACCGCUACAGUAGCGAAGUCAGCUCCAUUUCCAUCCUCCGGGAAGCACUGACGGUGAUGCUGGUAGUGGACAAACCCCGCUUCCUCUCCCUCACAAUGACCGCGGCGGAUCCUGCGGCGUCGCUUCUGUUGGAAAAGCGUCUGCUGCCGCGAUUUUCCAGCGAUCCGGCAGCGAUGGUCGAUCCGGAUGAGGAAACCAGUCUUCUGCUGGGCCCCAAGGAGGAGAUCCUGGUACCCAUCAUGCUGGACCUGCGCAGCCUCCCAUUGGAGGCCACCGGCAUUGUGUGCGGUGUUGCCAGUCGACUGGCGGAUGCGACCCGUCGAGACGACCUCACGGAUGCGUCGACGAUUCUGUCCUCGUCCUACCACGGCAGCUCUUCCUUUGAAGGAUCCUUCAAAAACAUCUUCUCUUCUAGUCUCGGGUCGGGAGGGCCCGUGCAACCCCCCGGCCCGAGCUUCGGACGUAAAGCUCCUGGGAACGGAUAUCCUGCUACGCACCAUCUGCAGCCGGAUCUGGGGCCUUCCAUGGACGCCGUCGAGAUCAGCUUUCUGAGCACUGCCCGGGCGGGAACCAUCAUUGUCGGGGAGCAUGAACUGCAUCGUGCCGUGCAUGCUCUCGAAGCAGAGAGUCAUGAGCCGGAGACGAGCGAGCUUGGAAUGUAG